Molecule: messenger RNA, 1203 nt
Organism: Orbilia oligospora ATCC 24927
Lineage: Eukaryota; Fungi; Ascomycota; Orbiliomycetes; Orbiliales; Orbiliaceae
Exons: 2
Coding region: 1-1203 (400 amino acids)
Source: RefSeq, a predicted model, not a curated record
AUGGGAGGCAUUAGCGUCCCUUCAUCUUUAACGGGAAUUUUCCUAUUUUCAAGUAUUUCAUGCGUUUCCGCCAUACGCUUUAAGGUUCCUAUCGACCCUACUUGGCUAGACUACUUGGCCAAAGAGUCUGAACACCUCGAAGAUCUUGGAAAAGUAAUCGAUAGCUUCAAAUAUGAUAUUGACAUGCAUUGUGCUACCGGAGGAAAUGACAUUAGACAUGAAAAUGGGUACUGGGAAACUCUUCAGGCACUCGUCGAUACUAUUGGUGUAGCACAAUUCCGAUUUUCAGGUGCUGUUCAGUUUAUGAAACAGGGCCAAGAAGGUAGGGAUGUGAUGGAAAGUUAUGGUCUUCCUGAUCUUCAAACGGCGGAUAAUAUAUUGCGUUCACUUAAAGUAUGGUUUAAUUAUCUUGAUCAUUUGAUACCACUUUUUCGAGAUCGAGCGGAUGUUAUCGAAAGGAUCCCUGGGUUCACAAAGCCGGACACACAGACCAGCGGAACUAAUCUCAGGGAGCUGAGCUUUUCGAUCGAUAUGGGUCGGCCGGACGGGCGAGGGAACAUAUUAUAUAGUAGCGAUAGUAGGCAACAGUUUUAUGAUAGGUUUAAGAAGGUUGUCGUUGCAUCGGAAAAAACGAUCAAGGAUCUUGAGAAGGGUAUAAUCUGGGCGAGGACGGAUAUGUCUGGGCCAAUGUUUAACAAGCUGCUCCGGGGUAGGGACCCUGACAACGAUGAGGAAUCAGAGCCAGAUGAAGAGGAAGCGGAAGGCGAAGACGGGGAAGAAGGUGGAGACGAUGAUGAAAACCAAGGCGAGGGUGAAAUGGAAUUAACCAAUCAAGAAAACGGAGGCCUUGUCGGAGAGAAUGUAGAGGGACAGGGGCACAUAAACCAGGCAGAACCUGCCAAUACUAUCAACGAAGCCGCAUCCAUUAUCCCAGCCCAACAAAAUGCUGCAGCUAGCGGUGUGGUCAACAAUAGCAAUAACGCUAAUGCAACCAAUCAGUACAGCAUGGAGGACAAUUUCCGUCGGAUCAGAGCAUGGUUCAAGUGUUGGGGUGGACAGGGUUUAAGACUAAUCAAGGCUCUGGAUAAUGUGGGCCCAGCACCACCCGCGCCUCCGUACUGGGUAGUAGUGAAUGGCAACAAUGGAGAAAUGGCACCGAUGCAAGCAGCAAGUAGCGGCCAGCAGAGGCAGUCUCAAUCAUAA